UAUAACCUUCCCUGUGUGUUAUCAUUUGAUAAGACGAGCAGCGUCUCUUUGUUGUUAAAUUAUGUGAAACAUUUUUUUAAUCCACAUUUUACCACUCUUUUUGUCCUCUAUCUCUGGCCAGAAUAAAAAAAUCAGGAAAAAAUGUUCGUCCUUCCUGGUAAAGUGAGUGUUUACUGUUUCCUCCUGGCCCAGUCGAGCCUCCUCGUCUUCCUCCUCGGCCUGACUCGAUUCCAGGAUCUGUACGAGACGGCGAUUAAAUACUGCUUCUACUACCUGCUCGCCCACGCCUUAGUCAUGAAUCUAGCAAUGGGGAUGCUACUGGAGGAUUUCCUUUACAAGGUUGCUGUGAGAUCGUACCUAUUGGGCGCAGUCUUUUCUUGUGGUGUCUUCCUUGCAAUUGUCGGCCCGCCAUCCUGGACAAUAUUCGGAUGGUAUAUGUGUGUACUUUCGUUCUUCCAUUAUUCAGAGUUCCUUACUAUAGCCAUAUGCAACCCGAAGACGCUUUCAAUCGACUCGUUUAUCUUGGAUCACAGCUUGGACUACAAGAUCGCUGCAGCUGCGAGCUGGGUCGAGUUCUUCAUCGAGCAUUGGCUCUAUGAAGAUCUAAAGAUGGCAAGGGUGAUACCAACAGCUGGCCUGGCCCUGUGCAUCGCCGGCGAGCUACUCAGGAAGACGGCGAUGGUGACGGCUUCGACCAACUUCACGCACACUGUCGUUUCGAAGAAGGCCGAUACGCAUAGCCUUGUCACGCAUGGCGUCUACAGGUUCUGCCGGCAUCCAAGCUACGUCGGCUGGUUCUACUGGUCCAUCGGGACCCAGAUGAUACUUGCCAACCCGUUGUGCACUGUGGCGUACGCCCUGGCGAGCUGGAAGUUCUUCAACGACAGGAUCACAGUCGAAGAGCUCACCCUCCUCAACUUUUUCGACUACGACUACGUCGACUACCAGAAACGUGUGCCGACCGGGCUCCCUUUCAUUAAAGGCUACAGGAUAACUGACUAGCCAGCCGUCGUCUAACAGAGAGAGAGAGAGAGAGCGAAUAUUUAUUGUAAAAAAUAAAUAAUCCCCCUUAAUGAAAAAAUAACUAAAAUGAAAAGUCAAGACGGUAGAGGACGUGGAGAACGCCUGCACAGCGUUCAGUACGACAAAGAAAAACCCCGCACAAACCGCUUGAGAAACAGGAUUGGGGAAAAAACACUAAAUUAAAUAAAAUUUCACCUUCCAAAAAUUUAUAAACGUUAUUUUUUGGUUUUAGCAUAUUUUUCUAACAGUAAGAUUUCGAUUAAGAUUAAGAUUAAUUCGUAAUAUUUAUUUUAAUCAGAAGCGACAGGCCACAAGCUGUUGACGAAUUAGCGAUUCUAACCCCCCUCCUUUCAAAAUGUAUAUAUUCAAAAUAUACAGAACUUGUGACAUUAGAAAU
Cimex lectularius (bed bug) is the source of this 1420-nucleotide messenger RNA. RefSeq names its product protein-S-isoprenylcysteine O-methyltransferase (gene ste14). Lineage: Eukaryota; Metazoa; Arthropoda; Insecta; Hemiptera; Cimicidae. Gene Ontology annotation, cellular component: membrane; endoplasmic reticulum. Gene Ontology annotation, biological process: C-terminal protein methylation. Bases 142 to 1002 code for a protein of 286 amino acids. The transcript is spliced from 5 exons. The record is from RefSeq and is a predicted model, not a curated record. Gene Ontology annotation, molecular function: protein C-terminal S-isoprenylcysteine carboxyl O-methyltransferase activity.